AAGUAGCAUCUAUCAUUAUUCACUAUCAGUUUUAUUGAAGAAUUGGAUAAAUUCGACAAUGGUUCAGUAAUUUAAGUGAAAAAUAUAACUUUUUUAACUUAAAUUGUGAAAUAAAUCGUCUACAAAACCUAAAGAAAAUAAAUGUUACAAUGAAUUAAAAGUUACAGAUAAAUUAAAGAUGGCGCAAAGUUCACAUGGAGGGAGUCACCGGCGCAGUCGAGACCACGAUGGGAGUUCAAUGCGAUACACAAACACCGAUUGGGAAGCGAAAGAAGCCCUUUAUCAGCGAGAACUGGACGAGGCACGAGCGCGGGCCACGCAGAUGGAGAAAACAAUGCGCUGGUGGUCAGAUUGUACAUCCAAUUGGAGGGAAAAAUGGAGUAAGGUACGUAACGAACGCAACAAAGCUAGGGAGGAAGCCAAACAGUUUAAAAAUAAAAUUGACGUCAUGUCCAAAGAAUUAGCAGCACUACGAACUGAGAAAGCCGAUCUCGAACAGCAGUUAAUAGAACUCAAACGAGACAAUGAAAAACUUCUGACAAUAGGUGAGAGUAGGAUAGUAGCUGGCGACUUUAAUGCCGAAGACGGUGUCGAACUCAGAAGAAAAAAUGUGGGCUACGUGUCGCCUAAUGAACCGCCUAUGCGACAGAGAGCUUCAUUAGAUUCCCACAAGUUUUCAAACGUAGAUAAUGCCCUUGCAAAUAAGUUAAGCGAAAUGAGACUGCGAUUGGAUGAGACGACCAAAAGUUUACAGUGUGAAAAAGAUCAGAAAGCAUUCCUUCUAGCGAAAAUCGAAAAUCUUACCGCUGAGUUACAUAACACUAAAAUGGAACUAACACACAACGACCGGACAUUGGGUUCGGAUUCUAGUCAUAGUGAAGUCGAAAAGUUGCAAAAUGAAUUGCAAGACGAAAUAGCCGCUAAGCAAGUUUUAGAAGAAAAAAUUGCAGAGUACAAAAUGGAAGUCGAACGACUCAAGUCAGAAAACAAUAUACAGUGGAGUAAAAGGGAACUGUUGGAAACGGAAAGCAUAGCUAUAUUGCGAGAGAAUAAGAAAUUGUACAGUCAAGUUUGCGAACUCAGAGAGCAAAUACACAAAUUAAAUAGAAUAUCCGACGGCAGCGCUUAUGGGAUACCCUUCACCGAUCAUAAUAAUAGUAGAUUGGACUCGAACGUCCUGUAUGUAAGGAAAACUAGCGUCAGUCCACGCUCCCACGAAUCUAGCAACGGAUCGUCUGAAGCAAAUUUAGCACAUUACGAGACAAAAACGAAUACAUCAGGUGAAGACGACGAAUUAGCAAUAGUCGAAAGAAGUGAAAAUGUCUAAAACUUACCAUAUAGCGAAUUAGUUGAUUGGAUAAAUAUAAUUGGAUACUCAAAUAUUCUCUGAGAAUUUGAAGCUGUCAUAUAUAUAUAUUAUAUAUUUAAAAAAAGAAGUUAAAUCUAAUAAAAAGUUCGAAUUAAAAACCAAAUUAAUAUCUAAAUAUUGUAAUAAGUGUGAAAUGUGAAUAGUCAUUAGUGCCUGGCUAAAUAUCAUCCAGUACAAAUUUAAAUUGUAACAAUAACAUGAAAAAAAAAAUCAUGAAAAACUCGAAUUUAAAAAUAGCGGUUUUUUUAUUUUAUUUAUGAUAAAGUUCGCCACUGACAUUCCGACAAUUUCAAAGCAUUUAAAAAAUGAUAUCGCGUUGUGCAUUUGUAAUUUGAUCAAAGUGUGGUGUUAUAAUUUGAUGCAUGAAAUUCUGACACAAUGAAUCCAUUAAACUGGCCUAAAAGUAUUUUUUGUAUAUCUUUUAAAAAUGAGGUAGAGUUGUAAUUCGUAGCCGAUAAUAAUCAAAGUUUCAGAACAAAUAUACAUUAUUAUUAGGAGAUUGUAAGCUUACUUUAAGGGGUGACAACUUGACCUUGAAAACAAAUUGACAUGAAUCAACGACAAUGAUCUCGAAUAAUCUAGGGAUUUGUGAACACUGGUGUUUUGAAAGUCAAAGAUCAGAAAUUAAGAAGCAAUAUUAAAGAAGUUAAAUAGAAUAGUAUAAAUAAUGACUCAUGACUCGAAUAAAUUGAUUUGCAUGUUAUUUUUCUAUGUGCAAUGAAUAUUACUUAAACAUAAAAUAGAGAAAAUACUAUACAAGAAGCACCUUAAACCUUAAUCAGGCACACACUAUUUUCCCACCCUCCCAAGCUAGCUAAAUUCCCAAAUAUUUAUGAAAUGGCAAUUUUUUAGGUUGUAUUUUUACACAAAAAUAAUCUUAGAUAAAUUAAUUUCAUUAUUUUCAGUUUCAAUAAUUUAUAUAUUAUUUUAUAUACACUGAUAUCCAACAUGACCCAAGAAUAUAUUCGUAAGCCAUGAAAACCUGAUUUUUAGUUCUGCCCGAUUAAGGGUCAAUGCUAAGACAGAUAUCUCUUUCAAGCAACAUCAAGAGAAAGGAGAACAGUACUUUCAUUAUAAGCUUACAAUACCCUAGUAAUAUAUAAAUAUAUGAUAUGAAUUUGUUAGAGGUUGUUAACAAUUGUGAUAGUUUAGUUUAAAUAAUAUUAGCUAUAGAUGUAGAACAGCAUUUAUAAUGGUCAAAUAUGUUAAUAAACCAUAUGAUAUUUCAUACAACACAAAACUUAUGUAUCAUGGUAAAUUCAUUUAUUUUACUCUUGACUAAUCAAAUGUUAAGUUUAUGGUCAAGAAUGGAAAGGUAGAUAGUAGAUUUUUUUCGGUUUUAUGAGGACAGGAGACGAAAACUAAACAGCCUAGUUUAUUGAAAAGAUUUUGUACAUAAUAACAGAAAAACGAAUACAUUCCUCUUAAUAGAGAUGAGUUUUAAAUGAAAACACAUGGUUUAUCGAUCUAAAAUUAUCCAUUUAAAUUGUUAUCAAUAUUUAAACUUAUAUUAGUUUUACUAAUAGGCAGACAAAAGUGACUCUGUUGUCACAAGCUUAAAAAAAAACACUUCAAAAAAGCAACCUAUUUUAUGUUGUUGAUUGUUGAGAAUUUCCUUCGUCUGAAGCCAAUCCUAGAUGUAGAAUUAUGUUUUAGCCAUAAACAUGGAUUAUUAU
Messenger RNA from Vanessa atalanta (red admiral), 3045 nucleotides. RefSeq names its product coiled-coil domain-containing protein 102A. The record is from RefSeq and is a predicted model, not a curated record. The transcript is spliced from 2 exons. Bases 179 to 1327 code for a protein of 382 amino acids. Lineage: Eukaryota; Metazoa; Arthropoda; Insecta; Lepidoptera; Nymphalidae.